Zootermopsis nevadensis is the source of this 5414-nucleotide messenger RNA. Lineage: Eukaryota; Metazoa; Arthropoda; Insecta; Blattodea; Termopsidae. The record is from RefSeq and is a predicted model, not a curated record.
GCCAAGCUCUUGCUUCAGUGUGUGGCAGUUUCCUGAAGCCGCUGAAUGGACCAACUUCUCGUUAACAAAAAUCACUGAAAAUUCUCGUGUGAUAUCACGUGUUCGAUCCAUCUUACAGCAACACAGGAGAAACAAUGGCGCGAGGCUGUUUUACAUGCGUGUGUACACACAAGAUCACGUGAACGAUGCUUCAUAUACAUCACAUCCAUGAUUAAACUUGGCCAUUAUAAGGCCUGCGAAACGAGAAGCAACGUGUGAUAUGGUUACACAUAAACCUGUGACUGGAGAUGGAGGAUAACGAGAAGCGAAAGCGUCUCGUAUAUCACGAGAGAGAUGGCGAGGUCACUGUCGUCGAGAAGACGAGGAAGGGUUUCUUCUCCAAGUUCUCGCCCAGGAACCUGUUCAGGAGCUGCAAGGGUGGCAAGAAGACGGAGUUCAGCAUGCCCAAAGUGGAGAGAACAAUGAAAGCAGCCAUCUUGAUUCAGCGGUGGUAUCGACGGUAUCUCGCACGCAUGGAGGUUCGCAGAAGAUACACGUGGACGAUAUUCCAGAGCAUAGAGUACGCCGGAGAGCAGGACCAACUCAAGCUGUAUAACUUCUUCAACGCUCUACUGACACACAUGCCGGAUGCCACUGCCAAAAAACCCGGAUCAGAAAUUUCGUCUAAAUCUUCGUCCAUAGAUACCGUGGACCAGAAGUACGAAGACGAAUCUGAAGACGGUAGCCUACAGUCGGCCGAUGGAGGGUACAAGGGCAUUCAUAUAAGUUUUCCCCUUACCAGAGCAGAUUUAGACGCACUGAUUGACACUUUUAGGAAAAAGAGGCAACCAUGUCUUCAUGCAAAAUACGUAGCGGGGAUCCUGAAGGAGGCGAUUGUUCAACUUAAGAGGUUACCAAAUCUUAACCAGGCCUCAACAGCCAUAUCAAAGCAAAUCACGAUCUGUGGUGAUCUACACGGGAAGUUUGACGAUCUGCUGGUUAUAUUUCACAAGAAUGGUCUACCGUCCACGGAGAACCCAUAUGUGUUCAACGGUGACUUUGUGGACCGGGGAAAGAAAGGUCUAGAAGUGUUGCUGCUUCUACUGUCCUGCCUUCUGGUGUUUCCUGGCGGCGUGUUCCUCAACCGCGGAAAUCACGAGGACCACAUCAUGAAUGCCAGAUACGGCUUUAUCCGGGAAGUGAAGUCCAAGUACAAGCACAAUGCCGAACGUCUUCUUCGACUGAUCGAACGGGUGUAUCGAUGGCUUCCCCUGGGCACAGUAGUCAACAACAAGGUUCUUGUGGUACACGGAGGCAUUUCUGAUGUCACUGAUCUGGACUGGGUGCGAAAUUUGGACAGACACAAGUACGUGUCUCUUUUGCGACCACCGAUCACCGAGAGUUCUGCCCCGGGGGCUGAGCUGAUCGACAAGCUAGAGUGGAAACAGGUUUUCGACAUUUUGUGGAGUGACCCUCAGCCAGGUGACGGCUGUUUUCCGAACUCAUUACGAGGAGCUGGAACUUACUUUGGGCCCGACGUGACAGAGAAGUUCCUGCAGAAGUAUAAGCUGCUGUACCUCAUCAGAUCCCACGAGUGUAAGCCGGGGGGUUACGAGCUAACACACAGCAGCAAGGUAAUUACUAUAUUCUCCGCUUCCAACUAUUAUGAAGUGGGCUCCAACAAAGGAGCUUACGUUAAAUUGGUGGGACCACAGCUGGCGCCCCACUUCGUACAGUUCACAGCAGCCACUCCACAAACUAAGAAGCUGACGUUCAGACAACGAGUAGGCUUAGUCGAAAGCUCUGCAAUUCGAGAGUUGAGCUGUCAGAUACUGGCCAGACGAGAGCAACUACUUGAAGAGUUUCUGAAGCAUGAUCCCGAGAAAACAGGACUGAUUAGCCUAUCAGAGUGGUGCGCAGCCAUGGAGGAUCAGACCAGACUGGGGAUUCCCUGGCGAAUGCUACGUGAGAAACUGGUGACUCUGGACCCGUCUACUGGAAAAGUCGAGUACCACAGCACCUUCCAAGAGCACACGAAUGGCAGAAGAUCGUCUGGUACGACUGUGGUUGAAACCUUGUACAGGAACAAAUCCAGUCUCGAGGCCAUAUUCCGAAUCAUUGACAAAGAUAAUUCAGGCUACAUCUCAAUGGAAGAGUUCUCAGACGCGUGCUCUCUUCUCGGAGAACACCUGCCACAAAUCCCGCCGGAGCAGCUGGUAGACAUUUGCCGGAGCAUGGACAUAAACAAGGACGGACUUGUCGACCUGAACGAGUUCCUGGAGACCUUUCGCCUCGUGGACAUGGAGCACGAAGACAGAACCGAAGGAGACGAUUCGUCUCCUGAUGAGGACACGCACAGGCUCGAGUAGGUGCUGACGUCACUAGUCUAAUAUCUACUGAACCGGUGUUCUAUCGAUGUCACAUGCUGCCCAAUCAGUCACUGAAACGGCCGUCUCAUAUCAUUUAACUGCUUAAUAUAGUCCGUUCACUGAUAAAGUUGAACGCAACUGUCACUUCCCGACUUCCGGCUGGAACUGCGAUACUCACCGCCAAGCGCUUCUAGGCUUUCCCGAUAUGAGUCGAGCAUUGCUCCACAAAAACUUUGAUAUCAACUCAUCUGUUUUCACCAGCUGCUGCUGACGCAAGGAAGUGGCAGCAGCGUUCAACUUUAUCAGUAAACGCAGCGUAAAAUCGAGUACAAAUCUCGGUGAACUGUUGUUAUAGUCGUAUUAAAUUGAUCUGUUGAUUCGUCAACUAGCUGCUGUCGCACCGAUACAAAAUGUUACCAAGUUUAACUUACGUGGCGGAAUAAGAAGGAAGAAUAUAAAAUGUUCUGAAGUCACGUGAAAAUUUAAUGAACACAAAUAUUUAAUUGCGUACGCUUGUAAAUUUAAAUGAAGUGUACCUGUACACAAACGAAUGUCAUUUCACGCAAAUUUGUGAGACGAGAUGAGUUCUGAGACUUUCACGGAGGUUAAAAUGUAGAUCUUUUUGUUCUGGGCUGUGACGCCAUAAAUUAUUGACUUCCACACUGAAAAUGAAGGCAACAUGUUCCUACGAAACUUAGGAAACGACACACAAAACUACACGGCGACAAAACCGAGAAGGCCAAAUCCUAAACGAAGUUUCUAUUAAACUCCAAACAUUUCGUUUAACUUCUUAAAAUUGUUAAACUUUAAUUCAUGUGUCUAUUAUUAAGAUGUCGCUAAAUAUAUGAAAUUUGACAAAACAGAUCAACAAAUAAUUUUUUUGUAACUGAUUAGGCCGUAACGAUUUCGGUUUCUUAAAAUUUAUGCCCGGCAAAUUUAAAAUGUAUUCACAUGACUAUAGAUUGUAAGGUAAAAUGCGAUAGAUUAUCAUCACUGCCAUAUUGGAUACUAAAAUAUGGAUUUAUCAUUUUUCUGUAUACUUCUAUACUGAUCGAUACAAGUUACCAUGGGCAAACAACAUCUGCUCGCAGAUCAAAGUUAAAUGUAUCAAUAGUUCAUCGUUGAUUGUUCACUGAUUCACGUAAAAAUAAUACACAUGACCGUUAAUUCAUCUAAGACCACCUGCAAGCAGGAAUAAUUAUUAUAAUAUAAUUAUUUAACUGUAUGAAGUAAGAGUCCUUCUUGACAAGCUAACAGCCUCUCACCCCCCAACUCUUUAUGGAGACCGACGUCUGUCAGAAAAUGAGGAUUAUUUAUACAAAAUACCUCACAAUAGUUCAUUAAUAUGACAUGCACACAGACUUCUGUUUGCGAGAUAAAUAGACAUAUUAUCACACCACAAUUACUUAAAAUCUUUAACUCGUUGCGUAAUUGAAUUUUAAACAAUUAUUUUGCAGCGGGCUGAAUAAUUCACUUUAGGAUCCGCCACUUUAAUUUCUGCUACUGACAUUUUCAUAUAAACUGAUACAAUAUUUGGCCAUAUUUAUUCUACAGUUUUACAUAUUUUAAUAGCAAAAUUCUAAUAUACGUAACUUAUAAUAAAAUUCCUACCGAAAACCGCAUGCAACGUUUGUUAAACUGCACCUCGCUUCUGCCCUGAAAAUUCAGUCUCUCACUUCACUGCAGACAUACACAAAUGAGUAAGAUGUCAGAGCCGACAGUGGCUUGGAGUUUCCAAGACGACGUAGCACGCAGCAAGCAGACAUACAAACGAGAUCUAACCAUGACAUUUAGUGCAGUAAUUUCUCUUCUGUCGAGGUAAAUUGGACUGAAAUUAACUGAGCACAACUAAAGCCUGGCGGGUCUAAUUCUUACAUCAGAGACACAGAGACCCAUAACCGGUAUCACACACUGUGUACGAAAUAUUUUCACGAUGUGGUAAACGUACCAGAGAACUAAACAUUAAAAUCAAUUAGAUCUUCAGUAGAUAUAUAAUCAGAUCUCAAUGUACCUUAUUUACUUAGUUCUACUUAGAAAUUGCGUGAUUAAAUAUCACUUUCAAUGAUGAAAUGCCACACUCAAAUCCUUGGAUUACACUAACAACGAAAAUGCAUGUUUAAGUAGCAUCAAUGAAUACAGAAGUUAUUCAGGGCAGAAGGGCUGGUGUUCUCAUUUGUAGCUUCUAAUUUCUCCAAAUUUUGUUUCUACAAAGUCAAUAGUAAUUUCAAAACGUUUUCCUACAGUAGUCAUUAGGAAUUUUACUUCCCACUUUUAAAAUUCCAUAAGAUUUUCGUAGAUAAAGUAGGCCUACAUACCAUUUUGAGUAUGCUGAGGAUCAAUUACUUAAGAGUAAUUUGGCCCAAAAAAAGGUAAUAUUAUUAUAAUUCCCUCAAAAUAAAAUGAAAUAAUUGUCGCCGUAAAUAUAAAAGUAUAUUUUAUGAACUGGUGGUAUUAAUCACAGGCCCAUAAGAGUAACGUAUUUAAGUGUAAUUUUGCGUGGCACUGAAUCACUUUUAUGGGUAAGUAACUUUUCCUAAAAUGACAAAGGCCCGAAACAGCAUUUGCAUACAACAUUUUGAAAUAUAAAAAUAAUUACAGACCUAUUCAAAGUAAGAGAUACGUUACAAGUUUUUGUCUUCGCUAAAGUCCUUUAGCUGUGACGAAAAAGACGAUAUUGUGUGAUCGGCUCUGGAUUGGACACCCGAGAUCGUAAUUGUCCCGGGUUUCUUGCUACCCUACAAAUAUUUUAAAGUGUUCUCAUUUUCUUCCAACCUUGAUUACAAAUAAUGUAGUAAUUAUUACUCAAACAAUAUUCUAAGGGUUACAAACCGUCUUACAUUCCACUCGUAGGUCUGCUUAUUCAUGUUUCGAACAUUGUGUACCCUUUACAGUGCUGUGUAGGCCUGUAUUAAAUAUAUUAUAUGUAUUAAAGGUUUACAAUUUUGUAAAGUUCAAGAACGACCAUGUUAUUGUGUACCAUUCGUUAUCUCUGUCAGAUAAAACACCCAAGUGUUUACACUUUGUCAUGUAAAAUUACGUAAGCUUAAACAUUUUGAAACAAAUUAU